AUGUGGUUGCUCAUACGUAAUUACUUGACUGCAUUGGGAGUGGCAUUACUGUUUGGCCUAUUCAUACUAUACAGCCUGAAAGGUGACUUCUGGAAUUCCAACUUGAUAAGUGAGAAUGUUCCGGACUCACAGAGCCCCUCUCAUUCUAAACCAAUAACCUUGUUUGAAAAAAAUUAUUCAUCAGAUAACCAAUUUUGUCAAUUACUUCGCAGCCAAUAUCCCAUAAUCGACGGUGCAGACGGCGAUAUGGAUAUUGCAUACACUAUGGUGGUUCACAAGGAUAUUAAGCAAAUAGCAAGACUUCUUCGAAUGAUCUAUCGUGGAAACAACUACUAUUGCAUUCAUACUGACGCCAGAUCAAGUGACGAAUUUGUAAAAGGUCUUGAGACACUGGCUUCAUGUUUUGGAUCCAAUGUUGAACUGGUUCCAAGGAGCAGACGUAUCGCGGUGACAUGGGGAGAAGAGACCGUUCUGUUGCCCCAGUUUAUAUGUGCAGAGCAGGCCCUACGAAGACACUCAACAUGGAGAUAUCUCAUUAAUAUUGUAGGUCAGGAGUUCCCUCUUAAAACAAAUCUGGAAAUUAUUGCCGCAUUAAAAGCUUUAAAUGGAUCCAAUCUUGUGGAAGGCUUUCCACUCGGUAAAUUUGUUACACGUACAAGAAAUAAAAGUCUGCCUUUAAAUGCAACUUGGAUCAAAGGAUCAAUAUAUGGAGCCUUUAGAAGGGACUUUUUGAAAAAGGCAGUGUUGAGCAAAAGCUUGAGCAUUAUUCGUGAUUAUAUGAUUCAGCCGAAAAUGUUUCGCAAUCCAGAUGAAUUUUACUUCAACACAUUAAAUUAUAAUCCACAUUUCAAACUUCCUGGUACCUGCUUGAUGGGAUAUUUGGCGAAAUUUGUUAUCUGGAGAGAAGACCCUAUACCCUGUCCUACUAAGUUCGUUCGAGAUGUUUGCAUUUUAGGGAAUCCUCAGGUAGAGAGAUUAAAGAAGGCACCACAUUUGUUUGCAAACAAGUUUCAUGCUAACUACCACCCAGAAGCCUACGAUGAACUGGAACGGUGGUAUUUCGAUCGAGUCAGAAGGGAGCGUGAGACAGGUUCGUAUGACAUGGAGUCAUUUGAUCCAAGUAUUUAUGCCAAUCGCACUUGUUCCCGUCUCCAUCAAUAA
Molecule: messenger RNA, 1161 nt
Organism: Rodentolepis nana
Lineage: Eukaryota; Metazoa; Platyhelminthes; Cestoda; Cyclophyllidea; Hymenolepididae
Source: the annotation of a GenBank genome assembly